AUGAGACUUUCACUCAAUUGCGCAAGGAGAAAUGGCUUCUUCUCUGCGAUCACCGAUGGUCAGCUCAACAGUCGCGUUCCUUAUGAAGACAGCAAUGGAGAAAUACAUCCUACUGAUCCAGUCAUCAACAACCUUCAGCAGGACAAAUACGCAAUUGACAGCCGACCAAUGUUCAGUUCGACGGCCUCACAACCAAUGCAAAAUCCACAACGAAUGCGACAAAGCGAGGAUACCGGCCCACCGUGGGCUGUUCAACAUCCGCAACCCCGUUCUGGUAUUCGACGCUCCUCUCUGUGGUUUGGAGGGGAGGCGGAGCAGGUGACCGGAAAUCGGCAACUGCCAGUUAAUCCAACUGAACGAACAACGUCUCUUGCUCCUUAUACUGCUGCUGCGACCAGCCUACCGAACCUAAAUAGAAAGCCCUUAUCAAAUGCCGAGCAGCACAAACUUGAGCUUUUACAACAGAUCGAAGAGAACAAGCGACGACGACAGCUCGAACUUGAGAAAGAAAGGAUGGAGGAACAGAAGGAAAUGGAGAGACUCGAGCGGUACAAUGAGAAAGUAAGGAAAGAGAAGGAAGAGGAAGAAAGGAAGCUACGAGAAAGAGCAAGGCUAGCUGAAAAGCGUGCUGAGCAAAUGUAUGAAAGUCGUCCCAAACCUCAGCGUAUGAGGUCACCGCCUCCACCGCGCAAAGAGCAUGUUUCUCCUACGCCGUCUGAAACACCGGCAUUAGAAUGGUGGGAGAAGAAACCUUCGUGGCAGCAGAAGGCAGAAGAUGAGCGCGUCAUUCCAGCGUUAGGAGGGAAACCACCACGAACGCCAAGUCGUCGUGCUUCAUCGAGGCGCGCUUCAGCUCUCUAUGAUCCUGCCGCUUCAGUGGAAAAUCACCAAUCUCGUGAAGGUUCCAGUAUGUCGCAUAGGAGCGAAGAAAGGUCAAGACCUGCCUCUGUUGCGAGACAAGCAGAUUCACGUGUUUCUCAUCACAACGAUGAAAGGCCGCCGUCCAUCGCAAGGAGAGCGCCUUCAAGAUCGUCCAGAAGAGCAAGCAGACAGGACACUCAGGUCUGUACUCAGCUACCAACGGCCAAACCUAAAAGUGUACUCGAUAAAAAAAUGCACUAUUCAACAAGGAUUGGGCGAUUGUAA
Molecule: messenger RNA, 1146 nt
Organism: Cooperia oncophora
Lineage: Eukaryota; Metazoa; Nematoda; Chromadorea; Rhabditida; Trichostrongylidae
Source: the annotation of a GenBank genome assembly